Perognathus longimembris pacificus (Pacific pocket mouse) is the source of this 1852-nucleotide messenger RNA. It is a transcript of the gene Wdr41, whose product is annotated as WD repeat domain 41. Gene Ontology annotation, cellular component: lysosomal membrane. Gene Ontology annotation, molecular function: protein binding. The coding region runs from base 188 to 1567 and encodes 459 amino acids. Gene Ontology annotation, biological process: regulation of autophagy. Lineage: Eukaryota; Metazoa; Chordata; Mammalia; Rodentia; Heteromyidae. The transcript is spliced from 13 exons. The record is from RefSeq and is a predicted model, not a curated record.
GCGCCGCCGGCCUCCUCGAGCCCCGCCCUCGGCGCCGGGUCCCCAAACUAAGUCUCCGUGGCCGGGUACCCGGUGCUUUGGGAGCAAAACCCCUCCCCUUCGCGCCCCUGGCGGGUCUGGGGCAGCAAACACCAACGUCUCCAUUGCGCUUCAGCCCCGGACCCGGCGAGACCUCGGGGCUGCCCGGAUGUUGCGAUGGCUGAUCGGGGGAGGCCGCGAACCUCAGGGCCUGGCGGAGAAAUCUGCUUUUCAGACCAUAGGUGAGGAACAAACCCAGAACCCCUAUACUGAACUGCUUGUACUGAAAGGACAUCAUGACAUUGUGCGAUUUCUGGUACAGUUAGAUGACUACAGAUUUGCAUCUGCUGGGGAUGACGGAAUGAUAGUUGUGUGGAAUGCCCAGACAGGUGAAAAACUUUUGGAGCUCAGUGGACACACUCAAAAAAUAACAGCUGUGACUACAUUUCCUUCCGUGGAGUCUUGUGAAGAAAAAAAUCAACUCCUCUUGACAGCAUCUGCUGAUCGAACAGUGAUUGUGUGGGAUUGUGACACUGGCCGACAGGUUCAGAGAGUGUCUUGCUUCCAGUCUACUGUAAAGUGCUUAACUGUUCUUCAGAAACUAGAUGUUUGGCUUUCUGGUGGGAGUGACUUGUGUGUAUGGAACAGAAAAUUAGAUCUCCUAUGUAAGACCAGCCACCUUUCUGAUACAGGGAUCAGUGAUUUGGUUGAAAUACCUAGGAACUGUGUUGCAGCAGCAGUUGGCAAAGAACUGAUAAUUUUUAGGUUAGUAGCACCCACAGAAGCAUCGCUGGAAUGGGAUGUUAUUGAAGUUAAGCGCCUCCUUGAUCACCAGGAUAAUAUUCUCUCAUUGGUUAAUGUCAAUGAUGUGAGUUUUGUCACCGGCUCCCACGUUGGAGAGCUGAUCAUCUGGGAUGUCCUAGACUGGACCGUGCAGGCCUAUGAGCGCAACUUCUGGGACCCCUUCCCACAGCCGGACUCUCAGCAAGAGAUCAGACUCUCUCAGAAACCACAUGACGUUUCUAUUCACCGUUUCACGUGUGAUGAAGAGAAUGUAUUUGCUGCAGUUGGAAGGGGUUUAUAUGUGUAUAACCUUCACAUGAAGCGUGUGAUCGCCUACCAGAAAACUGCACAUGACUCCAAUGUCCUGCACAUUGCCAAGCUUCCAAACAGGCAGUUAAUCUCAUGCUCAGAAGAUGGCAGUGUACGCAUUUGGGAGUUACGAGAAAAACAGCAGCUCACAGCGGAACCUGUACCAACAGGCUUUUUUAAUAUGUGGGGAUUUGGAAGAGUGAACAAACAAGCCAGCCAGCCUGUUAAAAAACAACAAGAGAAUGCCACUUCCUGCUUGCUGGAGCUCAUCGGAGAUCUGAUCGGACACUCAUCCUCAGUGGAGAUGUUUCUGUACUUUGAAGAUCAUGGACUAGUGACUUGCUCUGCGGAUCAUCUCAUUAUUUUGUGGAAAAAUGGAGAGCAAGAAUCUGGAUUGCGCAGUUUAAAAUUAUUUCAGAAGUUAGAGGAGAAUGGUGACUUGUACCUUGCUGCGUAAGGAAGAAAGAACACAGGUGUAUGAACUUCAAAUAACAAACAUAAAUAUGGAAUAAUACAUCCUCAUUUACAUUUGUGAGCUUUUUACUACGAUUCUGCAUAUUUAGGUUCUUGUGCAUUCAUACCUGACAGGAAAUAGCUUGUCAGGUUUUAGCACAUUCACCUGUGGCAUCUAUUGUUUUAAGUGAUGAGUGCUUUGUUCGGAGCUUCUUUGCCUGAACUGAGCCCUUGCAAGUGGUAGAAACAGGGCUGGGAAUAUGGCCCAGUGGUAGAGUGCUUGCCUCAC